CCGGCUUCCGUCGGAUCCAGCCGCACGUCAUCGCCGCCCACCGAUCUCCAUCGCCCGCUGCCUCCGACGCCUGCCCGGAUCGUUUUUUAUUAGAAAUAUCAACAGCCACAGCACAUAUCAUCAUGCCAGUCAAUUUGUUCAAUAAGAAGACAUUUUCUGCAGUAUAUUAUAAGUAUAUGAUUCCGGCCUCCAAUGAAAUCCUCAGUAUGGUUUUAUCCUAUGUGAAAGAAAAAACAGAUGGGAGGCCUUUAGAAAUGGCGCUGGAUGUUGGCUGUGGGACUGGACGUUAUACUUUACCUCUAGCUCCUCACUUCAAGAAGGUUGUGGGAAUAGAUAUCAGUGAAUCCCAAAUAAAUGUGGCUAAAAAAAAUAGUUUAGCAAACAAUGUGUCGUACAUGGUGGCUCCGGCUGAGAAGUUACCCAUGGAGAAUAAUUCUGUGGACCUGGUGAAUGCCGCUCUUGCUGCUCAUUGGUUUAAAGAGGACAUAUUUGCCAGUGAGGCAGUUCGAGUAUUGAAAACAAAAGGAUGUCUGGCUGUACACGCUUUUUAUCCAAACACGGUCAUUGAAUAUGAAGAUUUGUCACGUGAACUAAACAUAGCAAUGUCUAAGGUGUGGGAUAUUUUGGUCCAGCAAGAUGAUAAAAGCUUAAAGCCCAUGUUUUGUCAGUACUAUAAUAUAUAUGAGGCUAUACAACUAAAAGACAAGAAAUGGAUCACAGAUAUACCAGUGCAAAUUCAGAUGUCCAUUCAGGAACUUAUUGGAUUUAUCCAGUCACUUAUUUUGUAUGAGAUAUUCAUGGCGAAAAAUGCAGAAAAAGCAAAACAACUGCUUUUGGAGACUGAAAAAAGAUUGCAACAGAUCCUUGGAGAAAAGGCUGAUUCUGUCCGACUGAAUGUGCAUCUGAAAUACUAUUGUGUCCUUGCUUGCAAACACUAAGAUGGAGUUCUGCCUUAUUUUUUCUAAGUAACUUGAGUAAUAUAAUAAUUAAUAAUGUGAUUUAGAAGAAAAGAUA
Molecule: messenger RNA, 1014 nt
Organism: Hyla sarda
Lineage: Eukaryota; Metazoa; Chordata; Amphibia; Anura; Hylidae
Product: putative methyltransferase DDB_G0268948
Exons: 7
Coding region: 123-938 (271 amino acids)
Molecular function (GO): S-adenosylmethionine-dependent methyltransferase activity
Source: RefSeq, a predicted model, not a curated record